This is a messenger RNA of Aspergillus brunneoviolaceus CBS 621.78, 222 nucleotides long. RefSeq lists its product as uncharacterized. The transcript has 2 exons. Lineage: Eukaryota; Fungi; Ascomycota; Eurotiomycetes; Eurotiales; Aspergillaceae. The record is from RefSeq and is a predicted model, not a curated record. Gene Ontology annotation, biological process: mRNA splicing, via spliceosome. Gene Ontology annotation, molecular function: RNA binding. Gene Ontology annotation, cellular component: nucleoplasm; ASAP complex; cytoplasm. The annotation marks the transcript as partial.
AUUGUUGUAGAAAGACUCACCAAAAAUGUUACCGAAUCACAUCUACAUGAGAUCUUCGGGGGGUUCGGAGAGAUACAAAAUCUCGAUUUGCCCAUGAAUAAAGCCUUCAUGACCAAUAGAGGCACUGCCUACAUCCUAUACCAUGACCCUGCUGAUGCAGAGGCCGCCAUCGCACACAUGCACGAAGCGCAGCUAGACGGUGUCGUCAUAAGUGUCUCCAUU